Molecule: messenger RNA, 2367 nt
Organism: Fraxinus pennsylvanica
Lineage: Eukaryota; Viridiplantae; Streptophyta; Magnoliopsida; Lamiales; Oleaceae
Source: the annotation of a GenBank genome assembly
AUGCCCUCUAAUUAUUUCUCAAGAUUUGGAGUAUCUUUCUGGCAAGGAGUCCAGAGAUCAAUCAACGUGAAAGAAAGUGGAAUCCAAGAUCCCAUAGAGGUUUUGAUUGGCCAAGGGAAAUUGUUGCUUGGCUACUCAAAGUCAUUCCAUUCUGUGCCUUCUGGAACUUUUUCUGACCUACAUGUAUUUCUACGGCCUGGCACUGUUGCUGCUUCUCAGGCAAAUUUGCAUAUAGUCAAUCGAAGAAAAAAUAUUUCAGUUGUUGGUGCAUUUUCUCGUGCAAUUUCCAUACCGUCUGUAUCAGGGCCUCCAUUUCAAGUUUGUGGGUAUCACAUUGAUCGUCUGCUAUCAGAUCCCUGUCAGAUUACUUUUGGCAUCAACUCUCAAAAGGUUCUUAUGGCUGUUUGUGGAUCUAGAUCAGCUCCCGCUGAUUGUUCUAUUAGUAAUUUGACUUCUAGAUCAGUACAACCUGGUGUGGCAGCAUAUCGUUCUUUCACUUCUUACAGCAGAAGAAGCUUUGAUAAUUGUAGAAAAGCUAGCAUGAGCUUGAAAAAUGAAGAACAGCCCAACAAUUUCUUGCUCUAUGGAUAUUUCAUAUAUAAUGCUGCAAAGAGAAAGGGCAAUUCCAAGUCAUACCCAAGAUUCGGGUUUGAUGGUUUCCACAUUUCAUCAUCAGCAUGUUCCUCUACAGGCACGGCUUCUGACAUGUCGUUUGAUAGCUCCACACAGGAGGGACAAUGUUCAAGUUCAGCAGAUUCUUCUGAUUUGAGGAUGCCAAUAGACAGAAAUCUAAAGCUAAAUUCAGCAUCAUGUUACCUGCCCCAUCCUGACAAAGAAGAAACUGGUGGAGAGGAUGCUCAUUUUAUCUGCUUGGAUGAACAAGCAAUUGGUGUAGCUGAUGGUGUUGGUGGAUGGGCUGAUCUUGGAGUUGAUGCAGGCCUGUAUGCUCGUGAGCUCAUGUCUAAUUCAGUCGAUGCAAUUCAAGAAGAACCAAGGGGUUCAAUUGAUCCAGCCAGAGUCCUGGAGAAAGCUCACACAAGCACGAAAGCCAAGGGUUCGUCGACAGCUUGUAUAAUUGCUCUCACAGAUCAGGGUCUCCAUGCCAUAAAUUUAGGAGAUAGUGGGUUUAUGGUGAUCAGAGAUGGAUGUACAGUUUUCAGAUCCCCUGUUCAGCAGCAUGAUUUUAAUUUCACUUAUCAGCUGGAAAGUGGAAAUGCUGGAGAUUUGCCUAGCUCUGGAGAGGUGUUUACAAUUCCUGUUGCCCCUGGAGAUGUUAUAGUUGCUGGUACGGAUGGACUUUUUGAUAACUUGUAUAACAACGAUAUUACUUCAGUGGUGGUUCAUGCUGUGAGAGCUGGUUUAGGGCCUCAAGUAACGGCACAAAAGAUUGCAGCAUUAGCUCGGCAACGAGCACAGGACAAAAGCAGGCAGACACCUUUCUCUGCUGCAGCCCAAGAAGCUGGGUUCCGUUAUUAUGGUGGAAAACUUGAUGACAUCACUGUAGUUGUCUCUUACAUUGCCAGUGAGCACAAUGAAAGCCCUUCAGCCAGCAGCUCUAAGUUAAUCCCCGUUUUUGUCUUGUUAUUUCAGAAUGUUAUGCUUACGGAUUUCACUCGGAUUGCUGCAGUGAUGUUUUCCCAUUCGUUCAUGGCUUGUGUUUUUAUUGGUCGGGCUUUUAUUAAUAUCUUAGUUGAAGAGUUGAUUGCUAUAAUUUUCUUGCCAAAAGAAGAUGCUAAUUUUGUGCAUAAUAUUUUAUGGUGGUGUCACAACAAUGAAGCCUUUAUUGAGAAAAUUUUCCCAUCAAUACUAAAGAAUGCAGUUGGGGCUGAAACAAAUGUGUACUGUGUAUAUGACAGCCAGGUUCUCAAGGCCUUCACAUCUUCAAUCUAUAUAGCCGGACUAGCUGCCUCUCUUGUUGCCAGCCGCCUCACAGCAGCUUUAGGCCGCAGAAACAUCAUGGUAUUAGAAUUAUGUCGUGAAGGCUACUCCUGUUUACUUCUCGGAAAUGGCUCCACCGAAGUGGCGGGGUGCAUUCAACACCGGCUUCCAAUUAUUUAUAGGCAUCGGUGUAGUGGCAGAACACUGCAUUUGGGGUGGCGCAUCACCCUUGGCCUUGCCAUGGUACUAGCUGCUACCAUGAUAUUGGGCGCUUCUCUAAUCUCAGACACACCUAGUAGCCUUGUGGAGCGGGGCAAAAUUGAACAAGCCCAAAAAUCUCUAGAGAAAGUCCGUGGAUCUGAACCCGAAUCCAAUGUCGCUAAUGAAAAUGAACUAGCUGAACUAGUCAAGUCUAGUGAAACUGCAAAAGCCAUAAAUCAAGAACCAUUUGUGAUUACAUUUGAGAGACAGAUAGGCCUCAUCUUGUGA